AUGGCGGAGCUGAGAACAACGGGAAAGGACAGGCUCGCCGUCUACUUCCCAACUUAUUCGACUUGGGACGGAAAAGCUAUGAUGCUUCGAAAUCUAUUCGUGAGGGAGACUUAUCGGCGACAUGGCGUGGGGCGAAUGCUCUUCUGUAGCGUCGCAGCGGUGAGGACAUGGAUCCAGUUGCGUCGGUAUGCGCCCGUUUGGAUUUCCACGAGCUCGCGUGGAACCAGGCGCGUGUCUUCUAUCGCGAUCGGUGCCGAAAGCCUGACAGAGAGUCAGGACGCCUGCUACUACAUGCUCUUUCGAGGCGUUCACCUAGUUUGCUACGAAAACGCGCAAUUAAUUCUUCGUAGAUUUAAAAAACUGGCGGCCGUUACAACGCAUAACUUACAUGACAAAUACGGGAUUCAGAUAUACUUGUUUAGUUUUUAUAGUAAGGCC
Messenger RNA from Iphiclides podalirius (scarce swallowtail), 438 nucleotides. Lineage: Eukaryota; Metazoa; Arthropoda; Insecta; Lepidoptera; Papilionidae. The record is from the annotation of a GenBank genome assembly.